Molecule: messenger RNA, 1608 nt
Organism: Diceros bicornis minor
Lineage: Eukaryota; Metazoa; Chordata; Mammalia; Perissodactyla; Rhinocerotidae
Product: dual 3',5'-cyclic-AMP and -GMP phosphodiesterase 11A-like
Exons: 3
Coding region: 352-1608 (418 amino acids)
Molecular function (GO): protein binding
Source: RefSeq, a predicted model, not a curated record
GGUCCACUCAUCCGGUUACAGCAGCAGCGGCGGCGGCGGUAGCCAGAGCAAGAGCAGCGAUAGCUCCGGGUUUCCAGAACAGGAUCUGGGGCCUCGGCAGCAGCUCAGUGGGGCACCUGUGCGGAGCAGGAGUAGCAGGACGAGGGGGUGGGUUCGUGCCAGCCACUCUCUGAGCCUGAAGGAAGGGGCAUUUCCCAGCUGGGAUUCCACUGCUCGGCAGAAUCUCGGCAACGAGCUGGGAGCUGGGAGUACUGGUUGGGGGUAUAGACAUGUGCACGACCAGCUAGAGAGCUGGGGCCGGUAAACAUUUGGUCCAAGUGUAGAGAGGCAAGGAAAGCUGUGUCUGGGACCAUGACAGCCUCCCACCUGGACUUUGGAGAGGUGGAAAGUUUCCUGGACGGGCACCCAGAGUUGUUUGAAGAUUACUUGCUGCGGAAGGGGAAGCAGGAGAUGGUGGAGAAGUGGCUGCAGAGGCACAGUCAGAGUCAGGGGGCUUUAGGCCCAAGGCCGGCGCUGGCUGGCACCAGCAGCUUGGCUCACAGCGGUGACAGAGGCGGCGGCAGCAUUUGUGGUGGCGCUGGACCAAAUGGCUCUGCCAACAGCCAACCCACUCCAGGUGGCGGGGACUGUGGUGGGGUCCCCCUGAGUCCCAGCUGGGCUAGUGGCAGCCGGGGCAAUGGGAGCCUGCAGCGGAGAGCUUCUCAGAAAGAGCUAAGGAAGACUUUUGCCCGCUCCAAGGCCAUCCAUGUGAACAGGACCUACGAUGAGCAAGUGACCUCCCGGGCCCAGGAGCCGCUGAGCAGUGUGCGGCGGAGGGCACUUCUCCGGAAGGCCAGCUCCUUGCCCCCCACUACAGCCCACAUUCUCAGUGCCCUGCUGGAAUCGAGAGUGAAUCUGCCUCAGUACCCCCCUACAGCCAUGGACUACAAGUGCCACCUCAAAAAGCAUAAUGAGCGUCAGUUCUUCCUGGAACUGGUCAAGGAUAUCUCUAAUGACCUUGAUCUUACCAGCCUGAGCUACAAGAUCCUCAUCUUUGUCUGCCUCAUGGUUGACGCUGACCGCUGCUCUCUCUUCCUGGUGGAAGGGGCAGCUGCUGGCAAGAAGAGCUUGGUCUCCAAAUUCUUUGAUGUGCAUGCAGGAACCCCACUGCUGCCCUGCAGCAGCACAGAGAACUCAAACGAGGUGCAGGUCCCCUGGGGCAAAGGCAUCAUUGGCUAUGUCGGGGAGCAUGGAGAAACGGUCAACAUUCCUGAUGCCUACCAGGAUCGAAGAUUCAAUGAUGAAAUUGACAAGCUAACUGGAUACAAGACAAAAUCACUAUUGUGCAUGCCUAUCCGAAGUAGUGAUGGUGAGAUUAUCGGGGUGGCCCAAGCGAUAAAUAAGAUUCCUGAAGGUGCUCCAUUUACUGAAGAUGAUGAAAAAGAGGAAUUAUUUCCCAGGAGGCUCCUCCGUGUCUCAUGCAAGCAGACUCCUGACAAAUCCAGGCUGCCAGACGUUUCUCAGACAUGGGCCCACAACUCAGACAUGUCUCAAGUCUCCAUAUUAUAUCAGGCCUCCAUGUCUUUUUCUUCAUUAUUAGCUGCAGCUGUAGCAGCAAUGGUAGCAUAA